AUGAAGCACACACAGGUGGCUGUGCUGCUCCUCAUGCAAAGCAUGAUUGCUCUGGCUGGAGCAACGACAACAGAAGUGACUCCCCCAAAUGCAACGCUUCCAUAUCCGACUCAGCCCAGCAAGACUGGCAACGUACAGACUCCCCCAAAGCUCUUUACCAAUGUGUCCGGCUCUGUGGAUGACAAAGGCACCUGUCAGUGCUCUGUGUACUUGCCAGAUACCACCUUUCCAGUGCAGAAGGCUGAGCAUUUGGAAAUUAUAGCCACGAUGCUGUCGCAGAGAUUUGAGAUAGAGCUUUCUAAAGUUAGAGAGUACUCAAAAAAGAUUGAACUGUAUCAGCAGCAAAUCCUUAAUCUAACCAUCAAGGUGGAACACAUGGAGAAGAGCAGUGUAUCUUACACAGAACUGGACUUCCAGUUACUGAAAGUGGAAAUCAGUGACCUAGAUAGGCUGGUCACUCAGCUGAAGUCCAGCCUUGUUGGAAGCAAUGUCAUCGUUGAGGAAAUAUAUUUGGAGAUCAGAAAUCUGACUAUACUGGUAAAUGAACUAGAAUCACUGGACAAAACCAAUGUCCUUGCAAUUCGUCGACAAAUUGUAUCUCUCCAGAAGCGAUUGAAAGAUAAAGAGAGCAGAAACAAAACUACAGUACCCCCAUAUUUCCCACCAGGUAGCUGCAUUCACCGUGGACUGCUGAAUGUUAGCCAGCCCUAUAUUGUAAAGCUGAACUGGAGAGGAUUUUCCUACAAAUAUGGUUCCUGGGGUAGAGAUUACUCUCCCUCUGACCCAGAGAAUGAAGUCUAUUGGGUUGCACCAUUGAACACAAAUGGGAGAUACUUGGAAUAUUACAGAAUUUAUAACUCCUUUGAUAAUUUGCUGCUCUUUGAACCCACAUAUGAAAGUAGAAUAACAUAUGGGGAAGGAAGCGGUGCUGCCCUUUAUAAUAAUUUUUUGUACUAUCACGCUUAUAGUUCAAGAGAUAUGGUGAAACAUAAUAUAAAAACAAACACCAUGGUUUUGAGGAAGCAGCUUCCAAAUGCUGCUAUCGGUAACCGCUUCUCUUAUGCAGGUGUAUCAUGGCAAGACAUAGAUUUUGCUGUGGAUGAAAGUGGGUUAUGGGUAAUAUAUUCAACAGAAAAUAGCAUGGGCAACAUUGUGAUUAGCAAACUCAAUGAGACCACACUUGAUGUGCUAAAUACUUGGCAGACAAGACAGUACAAGCCAUCUGUUUCCAACGCUUUCAUGUUAUGUGGUGUUCUGUAUGCCACAAGGCCACUGAACACUAGGAAAGAGGAAAUCUUCUACAUGUAUGACACGAGUACUGGCCAAGAAUCUAGAAUUAGUGUCGUUAUGGAUAAAAAAUUAGAUACAAUCCAGAGUAUCAAUUAUAACCCCACAGAUCAGAGAUUGUAUGUUUACAAUGAUGGUUACCUUCUAAGAUAUGAUGUGACUUUUCAGGCUUAG
This is a messenger RNA of Pterocles gutturalis (yellow-throated sandgrouse), 1461 nucleotides long. RefSeq names its product olfactomedin-4-like. The record is from RefSeq and is a predicted model, not a curated record. NCBI's taxonomy places the organism in Eukaryota, Metazoa, Chordata, Aves, Pterocliformes, Pteroclidae. Gene Ontology annotation, biological process: signal transduction.